Zasmidium cellare ATCC 36951 is the source of this 882-nucleotide messenger RNA. RefSeq lists its product as uncharacterized. Gene Ontology annotation, biological process: rRNA base methylation. Lineage: Eukaryota; Fungi; Ascomycota; Dothideomycetes; Mycosphaerellales; Mycosphaerellaceae. Gene Ontology annotation, cellular component: small-subunit processome; nucleolus. Bases 1 to 882 code for a protein of 293 amino acids. The record is from RefSeq and is a predicted model, not a curated record. The transcript has 3 exons. Gene Ontology annotation, molecular function: rRNA binding; rRNA (pseudouridine) methyltransferase activity.
AUGGCCCCGGACAUCUCGCGACUGGGCUCUUCCUCGCCCGAGGCUGAGAAGCUUGAGCAGUCUCUGCUGGACGCAUCGGCCACGACCGACUACAUUGGCAGACGGCCGUCGACGUCGGGGAGAGACACGAAGCGUACAAGGACGCAAACUCAAUCGCUACCGCCGCCCAGUCUGCCGCAACUGGUGUCUGAACAGGCCGUGCCUAUCCCAUCGGCAGACAAGGAUACCAAGCGGCUCAUUGUCGUGCUGUCCAACGCCAGCCUUGAGACAUACAAGGCGGCACACGGCGGCCGUAAUGGCAUGAAGGAUGACAAGUACUCGCUGCUCAACAGCGACGAGCACAUUGGCGUCAUGCGCAAGAUGAACCGCGAUAUCAGCGAUGCGCGUCCAGAUAUCACCCACCAGUGUCUCCUCACAUUGCUUGACUCGCCCCUCAACAAGUCCGGCAAGCUACAGAUUUACAUCCACACUGCCAAGGGUGUAUUGAUUGAAGUCUCGCCCACCGUCCGCAUUCCACGUACCUUCAAGCGCUUCGCCGGUCUCAUGGUCCAGCUGCUCCACAAACUUUCGAUCCGCUCCACUACGUCGCAAGAGAAGCUCCUCAAAGUCAUCAAGAACCCAAUCACCGACCACCUCCCACCAAACUGCCGCAAAGUCACUUUAUCUUUCGACGCGCCCGUCGUCAGAGUACGCGACUACAUUCAAGAUUUGGGAUCGAAAGAAAGCAUAUGUGUCUUCGUCGGCGCCAUGGCCAAGGGCACGGAUAACUUCGCAGACCAGUUCAAGGAUGACGCUAUCAGUAUCAGCAACUACUCGCUGUCCGCUAGUGUUGCCUGCAGCAAGUUCUGUCACGCUGCCGAGGACGUGUGGGACAUCAUAUAA